Didymodactylos carnosus is the source of this 6119-nucleotide messenger RNA. The record is from the annotation of a GenBank genome assembly. Lineage: Eukaryota; Metazoa; Rotifera; Eurotatoria; Philodinida; Philodinidae.
ACGGAUGAUAGAGGAUUCUCAACUCUCUCAUUUUAAGUUUGUUUGUCACAAUAUAAAGGAAACAGACUUCUGAUAUAGGAAUUACUUGAAAAAUUUUAAUAGGAGCCCUCAGACUGCAUUUGGAAUUGUUUGACUAAUCAUAAGCGAAUAGCCUGUAAUAUCGGCUACGAAGCGAAAAAUUGGGCUGACAUCAGUGACUACUAUGAAUUUAUAAUGGAAGAAGAAUCUCCUCUUCGAAACGAACUUAGAAGUAGUUUGAGAUAGCGCGGAAAUUAAAGAAAUAGUGCUGAAAAAUCUGAAAUAUUACCUGCUGUUUGAAGAGAAAGUAAUGUAAGUAAUGUCCCUCCUUAUCUUUCCAGAAGGCGUCUCGUAAAAGAAUGCAAAAAUAUGAAUGAUAUUCGGCUAGAGCACAAAUUUUUACCUAUUUGGGGUGAAGGCAGGAGAUUUUUAAUGCUUUUCCUUCGAAAAAUUCACCCCUUUCAAACAUACCUUCAGUAUUUUUUUUAAAGUCAUACUCAUAUAUAAUCUCUAGAAGCGAACAAUCUUUUUUUGUCGGGCCUCGAUGCGCAUCGAUGCGAAUUUUUAACAUUCUUUCUGGCAUCAGUGCGUCGUAUUUUACAGUACCAAAAAGGGUUUUUUCUCCAGAAUAAAACCCAAAUUUGGUAUUUUCAAACAUAUUAUAUGUUUGAAAAUAUUAAGUAGAAUUAUUUAUUUUCGUUCGUAUUUAUAGUAGUAGUAUUUUUAGUGGACAUUUUUUAUUUAGUACCAGCCAUUCCAAAAGAACAUGGUGUUUAGGGAUCAUCUUUGCAGAAUGUCUGGGAAAGAAAAAGAAAGCUAGCUCUAUGAUAUAUUAUCUAUAUUCUGUAAUAAAUCUAAAUUCUUUAUUUCAUUAUCCGUAGACGACCUUUUUUGUGUUAUCAAAGUUAACUGAUUUCUCGCGACAUCUAUCUCUGAACUGCAGAAAAAGUUUGCUUAGGUUUGCUUUCUCUGCAUCAGUAGGUGUUUCAGGUCAUCUCUUUGAAUAUUUUCACUCUCGUAGUUAAAACACAAUUUUCUAUUUUUCUCCCUUAUGAUUGGCUUAUACACACAAUAUCCAUGCCUGUUAGCCGUUUUUCCGUAUUUUGAGCACAGACAUACAUACAACCAUUUUGUCAGGCCUAGACUGAAUUCAAGGGAAAAAGCAUUAUAGAAGGACUGGAAGAAGAUCAUGAUUUCUAUACUCUUAAGAAGCAAACACCGCGGUAGCACUCUUCUUUUUUUGUUUUUGUUUUUUCUAUCUCUCUGUCUAGUACACUAGUUUACUUUUUAUUUUUGUUUUUUUAUUGUUCUAUUUAUAGGUUCUUACUGUUGUUGUUUGGCUUGAGUCAUUGUUAUUAUAGAUCGAGGACCUUUGAUAACUCUCACUUUUCGCGAAUAAAUUAGUCUUAGUCUUCGUUCACAAGGCUUACCAUUUGAAAUGAUUUAGCUAAAAAGAAUAAAACCAAGGGUACCGAGUUCCCUUUAAAUUUAUACUCCGAUUUUUGAGAGGUACAGAAAGUGCUUUCAGCUAUACUUUGACACUACCUUCUAUCCUAUGUCAUCUGCGGAGCAGGGAGAACGAACCACAGAAGACUUUUCGGAAUGUCCUUCACGUAUGAGCAAGAAAUACGCGUAAACCUAACCUAGAAAACCAAAAGGUGUUCUAAGAUACGGAAACUGGUUCUUAUUAGUAACAAAUGCAGAUACCCUGUUUUGGGUUUUGUAGGAUACCUUGUUUUUUAGAGUGUGGUUAGAGUGACAGACUACUAAUCUGUCAGACAUAGGUUCAAUUUCUUUACAUCUGACGUUAUUAUUCCUUUUUCUUUUCUGUUGACGAUUUGCGGGCUGUUUUUAAACCAUUUACUGACAGUUAACUGCCUAAAAACGUCCUAUAAACCGUCUACUUUACGUAGACCGUUUUAGCGCCGUAAAUUGGUAGUUCAAACUGUCUGAAAACUGCCUAUUUACAGCCAGUAAACCGUCUUUUAACGGUCAAGCUUCUCAUGGAAAUUUGAUAUAUGAGAACGCGGUUUACUGGCAGUUUUUAGACAGUUAAAAAACCACCUAUUUACGGUGGUAAAACCAUACCAUCCGAACCAUCAAAAAACCAUCUAAAAACUGUCUGAACGGUCUAAAAACGGCCGGUAAACUGCCUGUCAACUGGCAAUUAACCGGGAGUUAACUGGCAGUUAACUUGGGAAUUUUCAAUGCCCUGGGUACACGAGCACAAAUAGUCGUACAUCAAAUUGUGCUUGUGUCUAGGUUGGACUUAGUCAACUUAAUUUUUAAUGCAUUUUCCAGGUGCAUACUGAGCUAGAUUGAUUAAAGCGAACUUGUUUACUUAAAAGAUGAAUAACUAAAUUUAACAGUUUGUGAAUACAAAAGUAUAUAUGUGUUCAUCUUGUCAUUACAUGACAUUUUUUGUUCGACAUAUACAAAGCCAGUGGAUUUUGUUAAAUGAUCAAUAAAUUACUCAAAUGAAAUAAAACAACGUAUAGAACCGAUACAUAUUCGACUAAAUAUAAUGGUGUAUGCUUGAGAUGAAACAAACAGCAAAUCACCAUUUUGAACGAAUAAUUAAAACAUCAAAACAUUUUUAUGUUUAAUUCUAAGAUUUUAUAACGAAAAUAUGUUUAUUGUCGAUAAAAACAGAAGACUGAGGAGAUUUGUAUUGUUUGUCGAAUAUAUAUUCCAGCUAUUGUUUAAUUGACCUCAAGCAUAUUUGUCAAUGGGCGAAUAUCAUUAACUGUCAUAGAAUUAUAUCUCUAAAAUAAAGUAUUUCUAAUUUUGUAUUUGUUUUAAUGAAUCACACAAAUAUCAAUCUCUAAUUUGUCUAAAUUUAAACUUUCCAAUUUAUGGUUUUCAAAUAUUGAUUUUAUUUCCGUCUGUUCACAAUCUACAUCACAACAAUCGUCGAUAAUCAAUAUUUCUAGUGUUAAAUUCAGUUCAACAGCGUUUAUAAUAAAAUGAAAAUAGCAAUUAAAUUAUUAAAAUUGUCAGUUAAAUGGUGGAUGAAUUCCGGAAAAAUAGCUUUGGAAUAUAUUGAAUGUAUUCCAAACCUUUAUUAUACUAUUUUGAAAUUAUAUGAAAAAUUAAACGAUCUAUCAUUGCCUAUUUUUUAUUGCAGUGAGUUAGCUAGCCCAUGUCAUCUUUUUUUAUUACAUACGGACGGUAUACCGAAAUACUGUCCGGCAUACCACGGUUUACCGGCGGUAUUUGUGGCUACCGCGACACAGAAAAAAACUGGGUGGUAUAUCGCGUGUAAAGAAUUCACUAAGGAAUAAUUAAACAUAAUUAUGAAUCGUUUAAAAAUAAUUCAGUAUAUGUUCAACCCUAAUAAAUAAACUCUGUUCUAGCUUAUCUUUAUAUUAUAGCAUUAGUGUAGAACAAUGUUAAGCUUUUAUAACUUAUUUAUAGCUCAGUAUAGUGUCCAAUAGUAUAAUCAAAAUGGCUGCUCCUUUGUAUUCGAAGGCAAUGAAAGUCAGAUACAUUCUAUUCAUAAGUCGCUAUAAUCAACACAAAUUUCUAACGAAAUUACAUUGCUGCGUCGGUACUUGAAUAGGAUUGGUGCGUACUCGAAAACAACAAAAAGACAAACUUUAUCUCCAUAUGUUCUUUUUUUAUUAGGCAAAAACUUGUGCCAUAUUGUGUGUACGUAGAACAUUUACGUAGAAGUUUAGCCUGCCAACGCUUUUGAGGUUGAUAGUAUUUUUUGCAAAACGAGGAGAAAAGUUUGAAAUUUAAGAUGAAGAUUCUUGGCACUAGGGAUGUAAAAAAGAGUGAAAGAAAUCGAUGGAAAAAGCUGAAAAAAUCUUAUGGAGAAGUUAUUAGCGUUGUUGAAGUACUGUUUGAAACGGAAUUUGAUUGCAACUUCUAUUCAUAAGUAAAUGCUUUUAUAUUUUAAGUCAUUUUAUCCAUUUUCGAUAUGUCUGAAGAAAAGUAUUAUAGUCGUAAAAGUAUAUAAAGAACGAGAACGUCGUCGCCAACAACAUCAACAAUGCCAUUUUCUUCCAGAAUCAGACAAUAGUUUUAAUGAAAGCGAUGUUAAUAAUAAUGAAUGUAUAGAUUUACCAGAAUCAAUAAUACCUGAUGAAGUUAGCUGUGUUUCAAUGAAUUAUUCACGUUAGAUACUUAAAGAUGAUUAUGUGACUGACGAGCAUGACAAUUUAGGAAACCCCCAAAACAAAUAUGAAGAUGAAUCACCUCCACUUUAUAAUGGAAGUAAAAUAUCUGUCAUGAAUGCAGUACAAAUGGUAAUGAAAUUUUCAUUAGAUGCAAAUUUAGAUAAAUCAACAAUAAUUAAGUUAAUGAAACUUGUUAAAUUAAUACUUCCUAAUCCAAACUUAUUACCAACAACACAUAAAAGUAUACUUGGUACAUUUGGUAAAACUACAUUAUCUACAACAAAACAUUUAUGUUCACAUUGUCUAUCGGUGAAUAAAAUAUUGAGAAAUAAUCAGAUUACAGAAGUUGUUACAUUAGAUAUACGAUCCAGAAUUAGAUUAAUAAUUAGAAGAAAUAUGUCAUUAAUGAGUGAACAUACUGAAUUAUUUCCACAAAGUGAUAUAUCACAUUUUUCACAUUACAGAACAACAACUAUAAACCAAGUCAAUACAAUAACAUUAAUGUUGUAUGCAGAUGGUGCACCAUUAGUUCGAAGUACAAAGCGAUGGCUGUGGCCAUGUUUUGCAUCUAUUGUGGAAAUACCACCCCCAGCCAGAGAUCAUGAGCAAAAUAUUAUGGUUGUAGCAUUAUGGGUAGGCCGUGGCAAACCAGGUGUGAAUGUUUUUUUAAAUGAAUCAAUACAGCAAAUAAAAGAUUUAAUGGAUAAUGGAACCACAAUAUUUGUUGAUGAUAAUGAAUUUAAAAUUAUUCUACGUACACAAUGCUUUAUUUCUGAACUUCCUGCCAAAUCUUUAUUUUUAAAAACAGUCAAUUUUAAUGGAUAUUAUGCUUGUACAUGCUGUGAAACAUCAGUAUUAUAUCCUUAUAAUGAAAACAAUUACACUGAAAGAACACAUGAUGAAUUUACAAGAAUGGCAACUGAAGCUGGUGGACGUGAGGUGGUAAUUCGUGGUAUUAAAGGUGUAUCGGCUUUGUUACAGAUUUUAAAAUAUCCGUCACAAAUCAUUUUUGAUUAUAUGCACUUAGUAUAUAAAUUAAUUAUUAUUGAUUACAUUUUAUCAAAAAUUCAACUUCCACACAAUAUGAAUGUUACAUUCGAUUAUUCUAUCAAUGCCAUCAAUGAUUGGAAAGUAAAACAUGCACGUUUAUUUGUUUUAUAUGUUGGUCUUCCAGUUCUUAUUGACUGUUUACCAAGUUUAUUUUUAUCACAUUUUGCUGUUUAUCCAAUAUGUAUAAAAUUAUUACAUGUACCAGAAAAUAGAAACGAAAUUAAUAUGGCUAAUGAUUUAAUCUAUUAUUAUUGUCCAUCUGCAUCAUUAGUAUAUAAUCAAUCAAUUGAAUUAUAUAGUUUACACAGCCAUUUACAUUUACCAAAACAAGUGGAUGAACAUGGAGAUUUAGCGUUUACCUCCUCAUUUUCAUUUGAAUCGUGUAUUAGAUAUAUUAAGAAUAAGGUUCAUGGAACUAAACAUCUAGCAGCACAAAUUAGUUUCUGGUGUGAUGUUGAAACUAUUAUACGAACAACAAAAUUUGAAAUAGAAAAAUCAUCUGAUAUUAAUGAAAUCGAUAUUUCAAAUCAUUUAAUGGAUGAAUAUCGUCAAAUAUUAUUAGCUUUAAUCAGUAUUAUAAAACAACCUAUUGAGGAUAUAACAUUCUAUAAGCGUUUCAAACAACCAUUUAUUACAUUUCACACAUAUUUAUAUGAUAAACACUUUAGAUGCGCCAGUUAUAUUAUUUCAUAUAUAAAUGAAGACGAUGAUGUUAUACAUUUUGAUAAUUGUAUAUUAUUUUAUAAAUAUCAAGAUAUGUACUUUUAUAAAUAUCAAGAUAUGUACUUUGUUUUAAUACAAAAAUAUCAAUUAUCAAAUGAAAAAAUUUCAUCAUUUGUUACAAUUUCCCAAGAAAUAAAUGAAAUAUUAGAUAAAUUAUUUUCAUUACGAGUUCCGCCCGGGGAACCACUCAUAGGUUAUCUUUGA